This is a messenger RNA of Rhinocladiella mackenziei CBS 650.93, 2943 nucleotides long. RefSeq lists its product as uncharacterized. Lineage: Eukaryota; Fungi; Ascomycota; Eurotiomycetes; Chaetothyriales; Herpotrichiellaceae. Bases 1 to 2943 code for a protein of 980 amino acids. The transcript has 4 exons. The record is from RefSeq and is a predicted model, not a curated record.
AUGACUUUUACACGGGCAGACCGUGAUCGUUUUGAGGAUCUCCGGCGGAAGAAAAGAGUACAUUUCAAAGGCAGCGUGGGAGCAGCCGAAUGGCCCCCAACUCAUCGACAUAACUUCGCAGCUAUCCGAAGUCUAGGAGAUUUAAAGUACGAUGAAUACUCCGUCGGGGCUCACCCCGAUUUGGUGAACGAACCAUGGAAAAAUCGAGUAAAGGAGCUCGCAGCCGAACUUACGGAGAGAGCGAGUCGAUGUUGCCGCCGAAAUGAAGCAAGUUGGCGUUUCGCUUGUGAACCGGUGAUAUUUGCUAGGAUGAAUGCUGAUGUUACGUGCCCACAGUGCAGAGGAAGAUUGUGGAGGUCAGAAAUAGAAGUUUCAUGGGAAGGCAACAGCCGAAGAGCAGCUGCAUUGAGGAAACGGCAGGAAAGUCGUAGGCCAUGCCGUUGUCCUCGUUCUACGCGGCAAAAUGACCCCCAUGAAGCAAUCGGUCUCAACCGCAUAUUCACUCAUCGGGAGCAGGAACUUAUUCUCCAUUCUCGGGACCUAGCGGAAGAGCUCUCGAAAGAACAAUACCCGGAUCGAAUAUAUGGCCUUCGACAGACGAGGAACUUCGAGGAAACCCUGUAUAGCCAUGCCAAAUGUGAAUCAGCACAAGACGAUAAACUCGUUCGGGAUCUGGUCGACGUGUCUCCACUCUCGCUGGAUGGCGAUCCAUUGCUCUUUCCUUUCCUUAUCCUUGAAGCCAAAUCCGGAAAGUCAGAAGAUGAUUGGCAUUCAAUAAAACUGCAAACGACAUUUCCUAUUCGAACGUGUUUAGACGUUCAACAUACCGUACAGCGAGCGUCCGGGAACGACUGCCGAUGGCGAAGUGGACCCUUGGUCUGGUUCUUCAUGAACAAAGGUGAAGACUGGCGGCUUUGUGCAGCAUAUAUUCAAACACGCCCUUGUCCCAAAGGCCAAAAACCCAGAAAUGACUACUAUAUUAUAGAUUUGUGGAACGGGUCUAUCAUCUCAAAAGAUGGGGCUCUUCAGCUUCUUCUGAUUGUCGACUACAUUUUUGACUGGGCCAGAGAUUCAUUUCGGCAAGAGAUCCUCACAGAACUCCGGACCCUGUCUAGAGGGGUGGAAGAAUCCACAAGCACAUUUCCGGAUACAGACUUGAUGUCUACCAAAGAAAUUGCGAUCCCCAGGGCUCCUGAUCACUCUGUUGGAGGUGACCAAGAGAGAGAUUUAGACCUUCGUUCUGCAUCCCAUCCAUGCGACUCCAAGUGGGGCAUGGUGCGACAUGCUGCUUUUGUCGAAGACAGGUUCUGUAUGCUUUUCAUCACUCGAGAUAACGUGCAGACCCUUUUACAGUCUACAAGUCCGAAUGUUGUCAAGCUCCUUGCUCGAUUGAUCCUAGCACAAAUCUUGGCACCGGUUUUCAUUCUGGACAUUGAGACCUUAGAUGCCCUUGAAGAGCAAUGGACGGGUACUGCCAGACUUUCACGACCAUUUGGUUUCACCCACAUCAAGUUCUUCACGGCCUUCACAUUUGGGACGUAUAUGGGCCUGUCUUGGGUGCAAUUAAGAGAGCUUUGCGUCAUCGCCGUUGCGGAAGAUGCCUUUGAAUCUGUUGUUGCUGGUUCAAAGUUACGACCCGGCAGAGGAAACGCUCGAAGGCCGACACCGUCUCCCGUGGAGAAAGUUGAUGUAACGCUCAUAGUUUCUCGUUUCCAAGCCACGACGCCCCAACAGACCCUGCUUGCCGCUAUCAAGCGAAUUCUACUGCGUUGUUUACCACCCCUUUUCCGAACAGAUGACCUGCAGCUGACCCUGGACGACGGGACACUUCGAAACAUUGUUGGUUAUGUUUAUAAAUACUUCAAAAAGGGUGUGCUGGAGCCCUCUGAAUCUUUUCUUCGUGUCAGUAGUCGCCAUGUGCAGAUUCAGACCGAGUCGGGAGAUGAAAACUUGCAUCAUCACUUCAAAGAUCUAGACAAUGAUUUGAACGAAGAUUUGCUGGUCUCCAAGAGUGGGGCAGUCCUCAUCUGUGGGUAUGGUCCAAAUGCUGGCAUACAAAGGUCGAAACAGUCCGAUAACUGUAUCUACUUCGUGGGAAACCCUGUGGAAGCCCUGGACCAAUCAGGCGUGGCGGCGGCAAUCAAAGACACUUUCGAAAAUUUCGAUGUAUAUCAUACGACCCGGAACAACGGAACUGACAACAUCAGAUCCCCGUCCAAAGGUUCCAGAGCACCCUGGAACCUUGAAAGGGUCUACGGCAUUGACACGAGACCCAUUGGAUUCGUCAGGUGGCUGAAGUGUCUGGGCUCGGAUGUGAUGAGCAGGCAGGGUUCCCCCAGAGAUCCCAAUGGCUCUGGCAACUAUCUCCUGACUAGAAACAUUAGGCCGUGGCACGAUCCCCGCCUCAUUUGGAUUCGCCAGGACUAUGAGAUUUUCCUCCUAUACAAGUUGAUGACCACAGAACUUCUGUACUGGAGAGGAGUGGCUCAAGAGCGAAUGGAACAGGGAAUUGUCUGCUGUCAGGCGUGCGCUGCGCAGGACUCCUUGAUACAGACCUCGGAACCCUUCAUGUGUAGUCGUUGCUGGCAAGAGAUCCAAGCUCCAAGAUUUCCCAGAUGGGUUUCAGAUACCUUGGCGGGAGGUAGACCAGGAAAAUGGACUCGAGUUGAAGAGCAGAAUUACAGCAGUCCGGACCUUAUUUCAACCAAGCACCACUGGUGGAAUGAUUCACUAAAUACCUACACUGGUGGUGACCUUCCUCCUCAAGAGCAGUGGUACAAAGACGUCAGUGAGUAUCCGGAUUUGGACAAAGAAUUCGUGGACUUGGGCGAUCUGCAUAAACAGGCUCUGGGGUAUGCCAAAUAUAAAGGAAAGAGAUACGGGGUGCCAUCUGCGGGGUCUCGUAAGCGGUCCAGAUCCCCUUCUACAAGCGACACUGAGUGA